UUUGCAUGAUGCAAGAUGGCGAAAAGGGCAGUGGAGAGACACCACAUGACUAAAUUGCCUCGUUUUCAGGUUCGAAAAAGAGAGAGAAAGAAUAUGGCCGAUAACUUUGACGAGAGGUCAGGUUUGAUUUUUAGUGAAGCACCUUGGGGAAAAUGGGGACAGACCAUUGAAGAUGUUCAAAUAUUGAUAAAGGUUGACAAAGGAACUGUCUCAAAAGCAAUUAAAUGCAACAUAUAUCCAAAGAAGAUAAGAGUUGUAAUAAAGGAAAAUACCAUUCUUGAGGGGAAUCUCUUUGACAAAGUGGUAGCUGAUGAGUGCAUAUGGACAUUGGAGGAUCGCGAAGACUUGAGGAUAACUCUUGUAAAAGUCAACAAAGAUGCAGCUAAUUGUUGGAAAUCAUUGCUAGAAGACAAAUUUCCUGUUGAUCCAUGGACUUUCAGUGAAAUGGAAAAGAAAAUGGUGCUUGAAAGAUUUCAAAGAGAAAAUCCUGGGUUUGAUUUCAGUAAAUCUGAUGUCUCUGGGAACUUUCAUGGCGGUGGCCCGAGUUUGCCUGGACAGUAAUAAUGAAGAUGGACCAAAGAGCCUGCAUUCUGAAGCUUGAGAAAUAUGACACUUUGGCAAGUCCGAGAACGCUGCAAACAGUACAUACAAUACAAAUCUAAGAUGCGAUUUCACACGACAACUCUCAUAUCUACUAAACGUAUUUCCUUGUGGAGUGUAGCAUCGUAUUUUGAGGUUAUCUUUCUUAAGAUUACUGUUUUCCCAGUACUUUUAGAUCCAAAAUAGUGCAUCCAAAUAGACGAUGGAAGCUCAGCAUAAAGUCUGGACAUGUAAACGGCGGCGGGUAAAAUAAACUGGGGUUCUUGCAACAUUUGUUAAACAAUAAGGCUUGUGACUUUCAAUUGGCAUCACUCACUUAUGCGAUUUUGAUAGCUACUGUAUGUCUCUACAUCACAACAGUAUGCUGUCCCUACCUCCAGAACGAUUUUCUUGAUAAUGAUUUUGAAGUUGUCGUUAGUACUCCUAGAUUUUUUGGCAGUGACUGUACUUGGUUGUGACUGGCAGCGCCAUGCAAAUCAAGAAAGAAGAAGUUUCUUCUUAAUACAGACUACGAAAUUUUGCAAAAAACCAAUCUUUUAAUAAAUAUGAAAUUUUAUUGUGAUAAGAAUACAUCUUAGCAAUUACUCU
Molecule: messenger RNA, 1188 nt
Organism: Rhopilema esculentum
Lineage: Eukaryota; Metazoa; Cnidaria; Scyphozoa; Rhizostomeae; Rhizostomatidae
Product: nudC domain-containing protein 2
Biological process (GO): protein folding
Cellular component (GO): cytoplasm
Source: RefSeq, a predicted model, not a curated record